Messenger RNA from Mucor velutinosus, 879 nucleotides. Its product is annotated as Flap-structured DNA-binding and RNA-binding protein. The coding region runs from base 1 to 879 and encodes 292 amino acids. The record is from RefSeq and is a predicted model, not a curated record. NCBI's taxonomy places the organism in Eukaryota, Fungi, Mucoromycota, Mucoromycetes, Mucorales, Mucoraceae. The transcript has 3 exons.
AUGGAAUUGAAUAGGGGAGCAGGACUAGUGGCUAACUCGUUACUGUUGUCAAAGUUGAAGUCUCUCACUACGGUGGUCCGUGAAUAUCUGGUGUCUUUUCGCCCUGGUGUUGCCUGGUCUACUUUGUGUCUUCCUCGCAAAUUUGGUGGUGUUGGUCUCGUGGAUAUAGCAGAUCAGAGCUUAGCUUUGCAUCUUGUCUAUUUGCAACGUUUGUUGCGUCCACCCUCUCCUAGUGAUUUUGUCUCCUCUUGGUUGGUGUAUGCUUUUCAAGUUUACACUGGUCAUAAGUCCAUCUUGCCAUGGUUUUGUUUUCCUGGUCUUUACCAGUCUCGUGUGUCAUCUGUGCCUGCUUUAACACAUCUUGGAAAGCUUUUGUUGAGAUUGCCAAAGUUAGUUCCUUCCUCUGGUUGGUCUGCUAGGUGGUUUCUUGAUCUUCCCUUGUGUUCUGUACUCAGUACUGUGCCUUCUGUUCGUCCUCCUCGUGAUCCAUCAUCUCUUGAUCCUCGUUUCUUGGUGUCGGAUGUCUCUUUCUGGCAACCUGAUCUAGGUAUAGUUGAUGGUGUCACCUCUCAUCUUGCUUGGUCAUCUCGUGUUUUGCGCCCUGUUUUUCUUGCCUUGAACCGUGAUCGUGGUCCUGUCUCUCUGGUAUUCCCGCCUGUCAUGGAUAGUAAGAUAACUGUCUCCAACUCGUCUCGUUCUGCUGCUCCGGUUGCUCGUCUCUCUCUUGGUGCUUUGCGAAGGUAUUGGCACCCUGCAAAGGGUACCAUUACCUCUCGUAUGGGUCCUCCCUUGAAGUUGCCUGCUCAUUUGUUGCUGUCUCCUGCUUUGUGGCGUACUUUCUGGUCCCUGGAAAUGCCUGCAAAGGCUUUCACACCUUAG